AUGGAGCUGGCCAAUUGGACCAAGGUCUCCGCGUUCUUUCUGAAAGGGUUUUCUGGAUACCCAGCCCUGGAGCACCUGCUCUUCCCUCUGUGCUCAGCCAUGUACCUGGUGACCCUGCUGGGGAACGCGGCCAUCGUGGCGGUGAGCGUGCUGGAUGCUCACCUGCACACACCCAUGUACUUCUUCCUGGGCAACCUCUCCAUCCUGGACAUCUGCUUCACAUCCUCCUUUGUGCCCCUGAUGCUCGUCCACCUCCUGUCGGUCCAGAAGACCAUCUCCUUCAUCGGCUGCGCCAUCCAGAUGUGUCUGAGCCUCUCCACGGGCUCCACGGAGUGUGUGCUGCUCGCCGUCAUGGCCUACGAUCGCUACCUGGCCAUCUGCCAGCCACUCAGGUACCCCGUGCUUAUGAGCCACCGGCUCUGCUUGCUGCUGGCAGGGGCCGCCUGGGUCCUCUGUCUCUUGAAGUCAGUGGCUGAGACAGUCAUCGCCAUGAGGCUGCCCUUCUGUGGCCACCACGUGGUCAGUCACUUCAGCUGCGAGAUCCUGGCAGUGCUGAAGCUGGCGUGCAGUGACACGUCAGUCAACGAGGGCUUCCUGCUGGUGGGCGCCAUCCUGCUGCUGCCUCUGCCCCUGGCAUUCAUCUGUCUGUCCUACACGCUUAUCCUGGCCACCGUCCUGAGGGUGCCCUCGGCUGCUGGGCGCAGAAAGGCCUUCUCCACCUGCUCGGCCCACCUGGCCGUGGUGCUGCUUUUCUAUGGCACCGUCAUCUUCAUCUACAUGAAGCCCAAGAGCAAGGAGGCCCGUGUCUCGGACGAGGUCUUCACGGUCCUCUACGCGGUGGUCACGCCCAUGCUGAACCCCAUCAUCUACAGCCUGAGGAACAAGGAGGUGAAGGAGGCCGCCAGGAAGGUGUGGGGCAGGACAUGGACCUCCUGGUGAGCACGGACACGGCUCCGCAAGUUAGCAGGUGAGACCUUCAUCCGCCUACAGUGAGGACAGGGAGGGGUGCGGGGCUCUGGGUCUGGAAUCUUCAUCCCAGAAAGGCAGC
Molecule: messenger RNA, 1048 nt
Organism: Sus scrofa (pig)
Lineage: Eukaryota; Metazoa; Chordata; Mammalia; Artiodactyla; Suidae
Source: RefSeq, a predicted model, not a curated record